Lucilia sericata (common green bottle fly) is the source of this 419-nucleotide messenger RNA. RefSeq lists its product as uncharacterized. The transcript is spliced from 2 exons. Bases 98 to 289 code for a protein of 63 amino acids. NCBI's taxonomy places the organism in Eukaryota, Metazoa, Arthropoda, Insecta, Diptera, Calliphoridae. The record is from RefSeq and is a predicted model, not a curated record.
GUCAAAUUGAGGUUAUGUCAUAACAGCUGUUUACAUAUUUUUUCUAAUGUAAAAAAGCAGAGAACACUGUGCCAAUCUAAAAACGAAGAAAAAAGUAAUGUCUUUGGGUAAUUUUGGUAGAAUCGCUGUCGGUUGGACUGUUAUAACUGUGGUAGGUGUGUACUCGUUUGUAAUAUCGAAAAAUUCUGUGGAUAAGCGACGUUACGAGGAUAUGCAAAUACGGGAACGCAUGAAAAAAGCAAAUAUUGGUGAUUACGAAUCCGUGGGAACUAGACGUUUUAACGCUUAAUUAACAACAUAAAAAGAAAUAUAUAUAUAAAAACUAACACCUUAAAAUCUUCCUGAGUUAGCAGCAAAGAUUUUUAAUCUAAAAUUUUUUAAAAAACUUUAAACUACACACGUGUAUUUGGAAUACUAUU